Molecule: messenger RNA, 3127 nt
Organism: Tricharina praecox
Lineage: Eukaryota; Fungi; Ascomycota; Pezizomycetes; Pezizales; Pyronemataceae
Product: putative Pre-mRNA-splicing factor prp1
Exons: 2
Coding region: 86-2875 (929 amino acids)
Biological process (GO): mRNA splicing, via spliceosome; spliceosomal tri-snRNP complex assembly
Cellular component (GO): catalytic step 2 spliceosome; U4/U6 x U5 tri-snRNP complex
Molecular function (GO): protein binding
Source: RefSeq, a predicted model, not a curated record
CCCUCUUGAACCCGCCAUCUCCGCGUGUCACCAGUUUCCAGCUCUUCGCGUGAAAGAUCCAACAACACCCCCGAAACACCCAUCAAUGUCGAAACGCAACUUCCUCGAGCAAGAAGCGCCGGCAAACUACGUCGCCGGAUUGGGCCGUGGUGCCACCGGCUUCACCACCCGAUCCGAUAUCGGCCCUGCACGGGAAGGACCGUCGGAAGAGGCAAUCAAGGCAGCUCUCGCACGGCGGGCGGAAGCUCAAGGUCUCGCGCCUCCCACUGCCUACGGCGCCGACAAGAAAAAGGACGAUGACGACGACGACGACCCCCGCUUCCAAGAUCCUGAGAAUGAAGUCGGGCUGUUUGCCGGCGGCGCGUACGAUGAAGACGACGACGAGGCCGAUAGGAUAUACCAAACGGUCGACGAGAAAAUGGAGAAGCGGCGGAAAACUCAAAGGGAGCUGAGAGAAAAGGCCGAGCGAGAGGAAUACGAAGCGAUGAACCCGAAGAUUCAGCAGCAGUUUGCCGACUUGAAGCGAGCGCUGUCCACCGUCAGCGACGACGAGUGGGCGAAUCUACCGGAGGUUGGAGAUUUGACUGGUCGGAAUCGCCGCGCAAGGCAAGCCAUGCGACAGAAAUUCUAUCCUACACCAGACUCGGUGCUUGCCGGUGCAGUCAGUGGAUCGGAGUUCGAGACAUCCGUACAAGAGGAUGGAGCGCCUUCCUCGGCGAGUCAAGAUCAGGUCGAUGGUACGAUGACGAAUUUCGUCAACAUUGGAAAGGCGAAGACGAAGGUGCUCGAGGCGAGGCUGGAUCGGAGUAUAUCUGGGACGAGCACGAGCGAUUCAGCAUCAGGCUCGACCAAUAUCGACCCCAAGGGAUAUCUCACCAGCUUGUCACGGAAUACUACGCAGAGCGCUGAGCAGAUCGGCGACAUCAAACGUGUACGCGAACUGUUGGAGAGUGUUAUCCGUACCAACCCCAAGCAUGGACCGGGCUGGAUUGCCGCUGCGAGAUUGGAGGAGGUGGCGGGAAAGAUGGUGGCUGCGCGGACGAUCAUGCAGCGUGGUUGCGAACAUUGUCCCAAGAAUGAGGAUGUGUGGCUAGAAGCGAUGCGAUUGAAUGAAGUCCAUAACGCCAAAAUCAUUGCAGCAAAUGCGGUGAAACACAACCCGAAGGCGGUGCGAUUGUGGGUGGAAGCUAUGAAGCUGGAAACUGAUCCCAGAGCGAAAAAGAAGGUCAUCAGAAAGGCGCUGGAUAUCAUUCCGCAGUCGGUAAUGCUGUGGAAGGAGGCAGUCAAACUGGAGGCAGAUCCGAAUGAUGCUAAGAUCCUGCUGGCUCGUGCGGUGGAACUUAUCCCUCUGAGUGUGGAGUUGUGGCUGGCAUUGGCCCGUUUGGAGACAUUUGAGAAUGCGCAGGCCGUCCUCAACAAAGCCCGCAAAGCCAUCCCAACAAGCCAUGAGAUUUGGUUGGCCGCCGCAAGACUCCAGGAGCAGCAAGGCAAUGCGAACAAGAUCAACGUUAUGAAACGUGCCGUCCAAGCACUCGCGCGUGUGGAAGCCAUGUUGUCCCGUGAGGACUGGAUUAAGGAAGCUGAGAAAUGCGAAGAAGAGGGAGCGGUGGAAACCUGUCAUUCCAUCAUCCGUGAAACCCUUGGCUGGCAAUUGGAAGAAGACGACGGCCGUAAAAAGAUCUGGAUGGAUGACGCCGAAGCCAGCAUCUCCCGCGGCAGAUACGAAACUGCACGAGCAAUCUACGCCUAUGCUCUGCGAGUCUUCUACACCAAAAAGAGCAUCUGGCGCGCCGCCGCAGAAUUGGAGAAGAACCACGGUACGAAGGAAGCGCUGUGGAGUCUUCUCGAAAAAGCAGUCGAGGCGUGUCCACAGAGCGAGAUCCUGUGGAUGAUGCUCGCUAAGGAGAAGUGGCAAGCCGGUGAAAUCGACGGCGCCCGUGUCGUCCUCGGGAAGGCAUUCAGCCAGAACCCCAACAACGAAGACAUCUGGCUUGCCGCCGUCAAACUCGAGGCGGAGAACCAACAACAUGAGGCUGCACGAACACUCCUCGCCACGGCACGACGGGAAGCAGGUACCGACAGAGUAUGGAUCAAGAGCGUGGCGUUCGAACGACAACAGGGCAACACCGACGCCGCCCUCGAACUUGUCAACGAGGGUCUACAACUCUAUCCCAAAGCUGACAAGCUAUGGAUGAUGAAAGGCCAAAUAUAUGAAUCCGAGAACAAACUCCCACCUGCUCGAGAAGCCUACAACGCCGGUACCAAAACCUGUCCCAAGUCGGCACCACUAUGGCUCCUCCUUGCGCGUCUCGAAGAAAAAGCCGGUGUUUUAGUCCGCGCCCGUUCCAUCCUCGACCGCGCUCGCCUCGCCGUGCCCAAAUGCCCCGAGCUCUGGUGCGAAUCCGUCCGCAUCGAGCGCCGCGGCAACAACCCCACACAAGCAAAGACGCUCAUGGCAAAGGCUCUGCAAGAGUGCCCGCACAGCGGACUUCUAUGGGCGGAGAGUGUAUGGUAUCUUGAAGCGCGCACCCACCGUCGCCCACGACUAGUCGAAGCUAUCGAGAAAGUUGGCAACGAUCCCAUCCUCUAUGUCGCCGUUGCCCGCAACUUCUGGGCGGAACGAAAGCUUCCCAAGGCUAUGAACUGGUUUGAGAAGGCAAUCCUCGUGGACCCGGACUAUGGCGACACCUGGGCGUGGUACUGGAAGUUCUUGGCCCAACACGGCAGUGAGGAGAAGCGCGCGGAUGUGCUGGUUAAACUCUCGAUCACCGAGCCACGGCAUGGUGAGGUGUGGCAGAGGGUUGCGAAGGAUCCGCGUGCAAGAUUCAAGAACUCGGAGGAAAUAUUGCAUGCGGUUGUUAAAGAGCUGGAAUGAACGGAGGUGAUAGACUGAAUUUUUUCCGCUAAAGUACUUGACAUGUUUUUUUACUUACGGGGUUUGGAGCGAAUUGGACUGGCCGACGGCUUCUCAUUGGAGAUUGGAAGGAGAUGUGUAUAUUAUAGCUGGGUAAUCACGAAGAGGGUCGUAACUUGAAUCUGGAGCAUGCACACAUCUUGAUUCUUCACUGGGCAGGCCGUCAUCUGCAGCAAAGGCGGAUCAAGUAUCAGCACCAGUGGCCACUAGGGC